AUGAGUGCACCCGGCGAGGCCGCUGACUUUGAGAAUCCCCAGCCAGCACCACAGUCCGUACAGGAGUCUCCUGUCAAAGUAAGGAAGCAGCUGCCCCAGAGGGGCGUGGACGAGUUCUGGCAGAAGUUUACCACAAAGUUCCCUGGCAAGGUACACAGCAUCCUGCCAGCUGAUAUCUACGCCAAAACCAAAGCCUCCAAGAAUACCAAGGGCGUUGUGAACGGUCAGAUCGCUGUGAAGUCUUACGAUCAAGCAGAUGCGGAAUGCAAACAUGCUGUAGAGAAGAUAGCGAAGGAGUGUCGACGUGUGAACCACAAAUACCGAGAUCCUCAUUUCGAUAUCGAGUUUGACCUGAAGCGGAAUCGAAGAGACUGCUUGGAUGCUCUGGGUGAGGUUCCAGACAAGACUUAUCCCAAAUCAGUGAAACGAAUUCCCGAUAUCUUCGAAAAUCCUGUGUUCUUUGAAGAGGGUGCUACCGCUAGCGAUGUUCGUCAAGGAUUCAACGGCGACUGCUGGUUCCUAUCUGCAUUGUGUGCUCUUUGCAACAAGAAAGACUUGGUCAACAAUGUAUGCGUUGCUAGAGACGAAGAGGUGGGCGUAUACGGUUUUGUGUUCCACCGAGAUGGGGAGUGGAUUCAAACCAUAAUUGACGACAAACUCUACCUGAUCGCCUCCGAUUGGUGGGAAAGUUCAGACGAGGAAAAGCGAGUCUUCUGGAUCGUCAACAGAGGUGAUGCAGAGAAAAGGUAUCGAAAAGUGAACCAAACCGGUUCCAAAGCUCUCUACUUCGCACAGUGUAGUAGCGAGAAUGAGACAUGGCUACCAUUGCUGGAAAAGGCAUUUGCCAAAGCUCAUGGAGACUACAGUGCUAUAGACGGCGGCUUUACAGGCGAAGCUAUCGAGGACCUGACUGGGGGCGUAACUACCGAACUCUUCACAACGGACGUUCUCAAUAAGGAUAAAUUUUGGGAGGAAAUCAUGAAAGUAAACGAGGAGUUCUUAUUCAGCUGUGCUGCGGGCACCUUCGACAAAUGGCAAGGAUCAGAUUUAGCAUCUUCGUAUGGCGCAAGAGAGAACAUCGUACGCAUGCACGCGUAUUCGAUCAUGGAAGCUAGAGAGAUCAAAGGCAAUAGACUGUUGAAAGUGCGAAACCCCUGGGGCGAGGGUGAAUGGAGAGGUGCCUGGAGCGACGGUUCGGAACAAUGGACUCCGGAAUGGAUGGAGUUGUUGAAUCACAGGUUUGGCGAUGAUGGACAGUUCUGGAUUUCCUACGAGGACCUUCUACGCGAAUAUUCGAGCUUUGAUAGAACUCGACUCUUUGGGCCGGAUUGGCAGAUCACGCAGCAGUGGACCUCGGUCGACAUUCCUUGGAGUGCAGACUACAACAAGACCAAAUUCAGCGUUACGCUCACAAAGCGAAGCCCUGUUGUAAUUGUCCUAUCUCAGUUGGAUGAUCGCUACUACAAAGGAUUGCAAGGGCAGUACACGUUCGAGUUACAUUUCAGAUUGGACAAAGAUGGCGAGCAGGACUACAUCGUUCGCAGCCAUGGUAAUUACUCCAUGAGUCGCUCGGUCAGCACAGAUUUAGAAUUGGACCCCGGUACCUAUUCUGUGCUCAUGAAGAUUACUGCUCGCCGCUAUCAGGAUGAUGAUACCCCCGAGGACAUCAUCAGAAAGAAUGUCAAAUUGAGGCAGAAUAAACUGAUUCAAACAGGACUUGCCUAUGAUCUUGCUCAUGCCAAAGGAGAGAUCCGAGAGACCGAGGCUGAAAAGCAAGAGCGCCAGAAGGGAGAGUCGAAGAGAAAAGCUGCGGAGAAGAAAAAGCAAUGUGCGAUGAAACGCGAAGACAUGCUCAAGAACUGGCAACAUGGAAAGCGGGAGAGGGCCAGAGAGAAGCGCCACGCUAAGAAAAGAGAAGAGUAUGAGCGCAAGAAGGCCGAAAAACGUAGAGGAUCUCGGCGGGCUGAAGGGACUGUUGCUGGUGAUGCCACUGCUGUUCAAACUGAUCAAACUAUUGCCCCUGAAGCUGUCAACGUUACAACGACGGCCCCAGGAGUCGAAACCGAGCUCGAGAAGCAAUCCGCAGCCGGUGCAAUAGAAGACAAGACUGGCGAGCCGACUCUGGACCAAGCUCCCUUGCCGAAACCUCCGUCCGAAGCCAAAGCUGAUGAGUCCAAGCCUACUAAUGGAGCUCCACUUGGAACCAUAGCCGAGGAAUCUAAGCCCACCAACGGGACUUUGGCAGAGGAUAACUCUGUCACUCCUAAGAAUGAAGAGAAGGAUGCAGCCACGUCGACCGAAGAUUCUGCUGCCCAAAAGUCCCGACAAUUCGAAGCGGCACUGAAAUCAAUCCCCUCCGUCACGGUCAAUGGGGCCCCCACUCCUAUUAGUGAAGCUCCUGCCCCAUCCGUCGCUGCCCCUUCCAGUCUUGCGCCGAUCGAUGACUACCAAUACGACUCUGACGCCUCCUUUGAAAGUUCCAUCGACAGUGUCCUUGACUUCCCCACCCAAGUGGACGACGCUGCAGAAGAAGAUGACCCUUCUCCAAUGGACGGUGCGGAUGACAAUACAGAAUUUGAGAAUGAUCCUUGGAACGCAGUGUGCGUGGUGGGUUUGCGGGUUUUUUUCAAAGAUGGAGCGUGCUCUAUCGAGACCGUUAGGCCGAGGCAGGAGGAAGAGAGUUUGGAUCUGGAUGAUGCGAGUAAGGGAGCUAGUGGAGAGGUGGAGAGUGAUGGAAAAUAA
Molecule: messenger RNA, 2742 nt
Organism: Letharia columbiana
Lineage: Eukaryota; Fungi; Ascomycota; Lecanoromycetes; Lecanorales; Parmeliaceae
Exons: 6
Coding region: 1-2742 (913 amino acids)
Biological process (GO): proteolysis
Cellular component (GO): cytoplasm
Molecular function (GO): calcium-dependent cysteine-type endopeptidase activity
Source: RefSeq, a predicted model, not a curated record